Molecule: messenger RNA, 2252 nt
Organism: Suricata suricatta (meerkat)
Lineage: Eukaryota; Metazoa; Chordata; Mammalia; Carnivora; Herpestidae
Gene: LYPLA1
Product: lysophospholipase 1
Exons: 8
Coding region: 101-619 (172 amino acids)
Biological process (GO): protein depalmitoylation
Cellular component (GO): cytoplasm
Molecular function (GO): palmitoyl-(protein) hydrolase activity; carboxylic ester hydrolase activity
Source: RefSeq, a predicted model, not a curated record
UUUCCUUCACGGAUUGGGAGAUACAGGGUAUGGAUGGGCAGAAGCUUUUGCCGGUAUCAGAAGCUCACAUAUCAAAUAUAUCUGCCCGCACGCACCAGUUAUGCCUGUAACAUUGAAUAUGAAUAUGUCUAUGCCUUCCUGGUUUGAUAUUAUUGGGCUUUCACCAGACUCACAGGAGGAUGAACCUGGAAUUAAACAGGCAGCAGAAAAUGUCAAAGCUUUGAUAGAGGAAGAGAUGAAGAAUGGCAUUCCUUCUAACAGAAUUAUUUUGGGAGGAUUUUCUCAGGGAGGAGCGUUAUCUUUAUACGCCGCUCUCACCACACAGCAGAAGCUGGCAGGGGUCACAGCCCUCAGCUGCUGGCUGCCGCUGCGGGCCUCGUUUGCGCAGGGUCCCAUCAGUGGCGUUAAUAGAGAUAUUCCUAUUCUUCAGUGCCAUGGAGACUGUGACCCUUUAGUUCCCCUCAUGAUUGCUUCUCUUACUUCUGAAAAGCUAAAAACAUUAGUAAAUCCAGCGAAUGUAACCUUCAAAACCUACGAAGGCAUGAUGCACAGUUCAUGUCAGCAGGAGAUGAUGGAUAUCAAGCAGUUCAUUGAUAAACUCCUACCUCCGGUUGACUGACGUCAGUAAGAGGCCUUGUGUGGCGCACACACCAGCAUCAUUGUAGUCGUGUACCAGCCUCUCCCCGUGCCCACUCCCGAGACUCCUAAAGUUUGCGGUGUUAAAAUGAUUUGCAGAUCACACCCAUCAGACAGACUACAUAAUAGUAUCUCCUGGUGGGAAAUAAUGGUCUUUCAAGUUUCUACACACAAAUUUGUAUGAUUCAGAAUAUACUAGUAUUAAAAUAGGUGAAGCAGCCAACUUUUUCCCAAAUGUAAUUCACCAAAAUAAUAAAAUGUUGUAACCAGAUUUUUUGUUACGUCACUUGAAAAUUAUGAGUAUGCUUAAUGAAAAUUUGUUCAGGUAUAAAUGAGCAGUUAGGAUAUAAAUUAUUUAUGCAUCCUGGGACUUCAUCUACAGACUUAUUUCAAAAUUACUGUGUCACCGUGCACUCUCUGUAUUUUUAUAUAUGUAUUCGUUAUAUACUUAAUGACGGUAACCCAGAACGAGAAUGAGGUGUUUCUGCAUUAUUCCCAAGAACAGGGAUGAUGCUUCCAAGUGUCAGUAAAGAAUAGUAUUGCUCUCUUCAGUUCAUGGCCCUUUUAUUUUAGGGACCAGGCUUUACUUUCCCUGAUAUCAUUUCUAGUCAGUGUUUCUUUUUUUUCCUCUCUAGAAAUGUGUUUUUAUCCUUCAUAACAGACCAAAUAUUGGCUCUUUGCUGUAGACAUCUCCUGCCUGUAUGUGCUGUAAUUUAACAUUCUGGAUCACAGAUUUGAUAGUAUUUUAAAUGUAUUUACACUUCUAUAAAUAAACCUGACAUCACUUUAAACUUCGUACGCUCCUUCUUAAACUAUACCUUACUUAGUCCAAAGUUAGACCUCAGUCUAGAUAAUUGGAACAAUUCUGCGGUUGUAUUUUUCGGUAAUUAACUGAAAGAGUAAUUACAUCAUAUUCUGGUAUGUUCUGGAAUAUUUAAGACAUUUUAAAAACUGUAAUUUCUAAGAUGAUUCUCCUUGCAGCAUAGUUUAAUUUACUUGUUUUGUAUAUAUGUUUGAAACCAACUACUGUAGGAAAGGAACAAUCCAUUAGAAAAAUUUGCGUUAUUUUUAUCUGCCAGUGGACUUAUUUGAAAACUUCACAUUAGUCAGGUUUUUUUUUUUAGUUUGAUUUUACACAGUUGAAUUUUUCAGAUUAUUGGUAAAAAUUAUCUGAAAACAAAUGUGUUUGGGUGAUAACGAACGAUCACAACUCAAUACAUAUGGUGUAGUUACCACAGUUUAAUAUGUAGAAAAAUGUACACUCAAUAUUUCUGAACGGUUGUUAAUUUUUCUGCUGUAUUCCAACUGACUAAAACAAUGUUAGGAAUGCAUCUUUAUAAAUGGGUGCUAAUUGAUAAUGGAAAUAAUUUAGUAAUGGAUUGUACAGAAUGUUAAUAAUGAAGCCAUAUGUUUAUGUCUGGAUUUAAAAUUUUUAAACAAUCAUUUACUAGGUCAUUUUGCUUUACCUUGAAGAAUAUAAAUGGUUUCGGUUAUGUAAAUCAACAAGAUCUAAUUUAUGGCAAGAAAUAUUCUGUUGAAAUGUGCUGUUACAUGGGAAAAUGUAAAUCUUUUUCAUGGUUUCUACCAAUGUGAAAUAAAAUUUAAUUCUGACUUUU